AUGUUCCCUGAUUUUCUGUUACUGAGAUCAAAUGAACUCAGGGCAUUACAAUUGGACCAUAAUGAAAUACUGUCACUACCAGAUACAAUUUCUAGUUUUAAAAAUCUAGUAACUCUUGACAUUAGUGCUAACAACAUGACCCAGCUUAGUUCAGAACUUGUGAAAUUACAUAACCUAAAAACUUUUAUAGCUAGAAAUAAUUGUUUUGAUACAGAUAGUCUUCCUAAAGAUUUUGGACUUCUUCGAUCUUUAGAAGUGUUACACCUUGGAGGCAAUAAUUUUAUAGAUAUGCCAGCACAAAUUACAGAAUUACCCAGUCUGAGAUGUUUGUAUAUGGGUGGAAAUAAGAUAUCACAUAUUGGAGGCAAUAUUAAAGAUUUUUCAAAAUUAGAAAUUUUAUAUCUGGGUGGAAAUUGUCUAGUUGAAAUUCCUGCUGAAAUUGGCUACCUCCAGAAAUUGACAGCAUUAGUGCUUUGUGACAACCAAAUUCAGAGUCUUCCACCGACGCUGAUACAUCUACAAAGUUUGCGCUCCCUCAGUUUACAUAACAAUCAAAUUUCAACUCUACCAACAGCUUUAGUUUCACUCAAUAUAGUGGAACUAAGUCUACGAAACAAUCCUCUAGUCGUGAAAUUUGUGCAAGAUCUAGUCUACAACCCACCAACCUUGUUAGAGCUCUCAGGGCGUUGUGUUAAAGUCGAAAACCUUCCUUAUUCCAAACAAGAGCUACCAUCAAAUUUGAUGCAAUAUUUAGAUUCAGCAAAGCACUGUGUUAACCCUAAAUGCAAAGGUAUGCAUCCAACCAUUAUACUGGUCACACUCACAGCCCAUUUCUUAUCUGAUGUAUUUAUUUCAGGGGUAUAUUUCUCAUCACAUGUAGAACAAGUCAAGUUUGUUGAUUUCUGUGGUAAAUACAAACUACCAUUACUGCAAUAUUUAUGUUCACCUAGUUGUUCCACAGUGAAUCCAGUCAGUGAAAGUGAAAGUGAAGACAGUGAAGAUAGUGCUAAAGAAAGAAUGAGAAGAGUUCUUCUGGGUUAA
This is a messenger RNA of Lottia gigantea (owl limpet), 1041 nucleotides long. RefSeq lists its product as hypothetical. Bases 1 to 1041 code for a protein of 346 amino acids. NCBI's taxonomy places the organism in Eukaryota, Metazoa, Mollusca, Gastropoda, Lottiidae. The transcript has 4 exons. Gene Ontology annotation, molecular function: protein binding. The record is from RefSeq and is a predicted model, not a curated record.